Molecule: messenger RNA, 2362 nt
Organism: Myotis davidii
Lineage: Eukaryota; Metazoa; Chordata; Mammalia; Chiroptera; Vespertilionidae
Gene: AGGF1
Product: angiogenic factor with G-patch and FHA domains 1
Exons: 14
Coding region: 49-2193 (714 amino acids)
Molecular function (GO): nucleic acid binding; protein binding
Source: RefSeq, a predicted model, not a curated record
UCUGAGCGCAGCCCCUCGGCGCCCACGGGCCGCCUCGCGCCGGACCCCAUGGCGUCCGAGGCGCCGUCUCCUUCGUUGUCUCCAUCGCCACCCACCUCCCCUGAGCCGGAGCUGGCCCAGCUGAGGCGGAAGGUGGAGAAGUUGGAACGCGAGCUGCGGAGCUGCAAGCGGCAGGUGCGGGAGGUGGAGAAGCUUUUGCACCACACGGAGCGGCUGUACCAGAGCGCCGAGAGCAACAACCAGGAGCUCCGCACCCAGGUAGAAGAGCUCAGUAAAAUACUCUAUUGUGGGAGAAAGGAAGAUAAUAAGAAGUCUGACGUAGAAGUACAAACAGAGAACCACCCUCCUUGGUCAAUCUCAGAUUAUUAUUAUCAGACAUACUAUAAGGAUCUUAGUCUUCCAAAUAAAGUGACAGAACUUUCAGUUCAGCAAGAUCAGGAUAUCGAAGCUUCUGCUUAUAAUUUUAAAAACCAGUCACAAAUAGAAAAUGAUGUGUAUGCUGGUACUGAUGUAACGGAAAAGGUUGAAUGUGGACAAGAGGACCGUUUUGCCUUAAAUUCACAGGAGCCAGCAUCUGCAUUAGCAACAGAGGAUGCAUCUUUAGAAGGUUCAUCAUUAGCUGAAAGUUUGAGAGCUGCAGCAGAAGCUGCUGUAUCACAGACGGGAUUUAGUUAUGAUGAGAAUACUGGACUGUACUUUGACCACAGCACUGGUUUCUAUUAUGAUUCUGAAAAUCAACUAUAUUAUGAUCCUUCCACUGGAAUUUAUUACUACUGUGAUGUGGAAAGUGGUCGAUAUCAAUUUCAUUCUCGAGUAGAUUUGCAACCUUAUCAGACUUCUGGCACAAAACAAAGUAAAGAUAAAAAGUUGAAGAAGAAAAGAAAGGAUCCAGAUUCUUCUACAGCAAAUGAGGAAAAGGAUUUGAAUUCAGAAGAUCAAAAAGCAUCCAGUGUUGAACAUAUAAACUGCAGUGAGGGAGAAGAUUGUGCAAAUGUGAAAAAGAAGGCCAAAAUAGACAUUCAUUACAAAAAUAGUUCCCAUGAAUUCACUGUUCCAGUUAUCGGAAAGACUAUAGAAUUUCCUCUUAAUGAAAACAUCUAUAAUUCAACUUCAUUUAAAGAUGAGAAAAUCAUAGAGACUGAUAGUGAGCCAGAAGAAGGUGAAAUUACAGACUCUCAGACUGAGGACAGUUAUGACGAAGACAUUACCAGUGAAGACAAUGUAACUGCAGAAGAUACUGAGGAUGAAGAUGAGGAAAAAAUUUGGCCCCCUUGUAUUAGAGUAAUUGUUAUUAGAUCACCAGUGUUGCAGACAGGAUCACUUUUUAUCAUUACAGCUGUAAACCCUGCUAAAAUUGGAAGAGAAAAAGAUAUGGAGCAUACUCUCCGAAUCCCUGAAGUUAAUGUCAGUAAGUUUCAUGCAGAAAUUUAUUUUGACCAUGACUUACAAAGUUAUGUCCUUGUGGAUCAAGGCAGUCAAAAUGGUACAGUUGUUAAUGGAAAACAGAUUCUUCAGCCUAAAACUAAAUGUGACCCUUAUGUACUUGAGCAUGGAGAUGAAGUGAAAAUUGGAGAGACUGUGUUGUCCUUUCACAUUCACAAUGGCAAUGACACCUGUGAUGGCUGCGAACCAGGACGGGUUAGAGCUCACCUUCGUCUUGAUAAGAAAGAUGAAUCUUUUGUUGGUCCAACACUAAGCAAGGAAGAGAAAGAGUUGGAAAGGAGAAAAGAGUUAAAGAAAAUACGAGUAAAAUAUGGUUUACGGAAUACAGAUUAUGAAGAUGAAAAGGCGUUGAAGAAUCCAAAAUAUAAAGAUAGAGCAGGGAAACGGAGGAAGCAGAUUGGAAGUGAAGGAACUUUCCAAAGAGAUGAUGCUCCUGCAUCUGUUCAUUCUGAAAUUACUGAUAGCAACAAAGGUCGGAAGAUGUUGGAAAAGAUGGGUUGGAAAAAAGGAGAGGGCCUGGGGAAGGACGGCGGAGGAAUGAAAACUCCGAUUCAGCUUCAGCUUCGACGAACACAUGCAGGCUUGGGGACAGGUAAACCAUCCUCAAUUGAAGAUGUUCACCUUCUCCAAAACAAGAGCAAGAAGAACUGGGAGAAAGCACGAGAGAGGUUUGCUGAAAACUUCCCAGAAACUAAGCCUCAAAAAGACGCACCAGGGACUGUUCCUUGGGUCAAAGGGACUGUAGAGUGAAGGUCAGUCCUAGAACACAAUUGAAGCUUUUUAACAGAGAAUCUGGAACUUUUCCCUCCAAAAGAGCCAGUGGCAUGAGGGAACCUGUAUCACAAUUUACCCCCUCAUGAUUCAGAAAUGUAUAAUAAAGUGUGGUUUGCAGCUUUUAAAAAACAUUUUUUAAAAACUA